GAGCGGACUUUCUUCAGGAACAAAGAGAGGCGAGACUUCUUCACAUCUCUACAAGAAGAUGAGAACUACUUACGACACCGCCCUACUCCACAGUUUGAAUUGUCUAACAUCGACAAGAACGUGCUGGAACAGCGGCCACGCCUGGAAGCAGAGCGAUCAUACUACAAGGAACUAGAAGAGCAAGCGAUCAACUUCUAUCAUCGCCCUGUGAUCGGU
Amoebophrya sp. A25 is the source of this 216-nucleotide messenger RNA. The record is from the annotation of a GenBank genome assembly. Lineage: Eukaryota; Dinophyceae; Syndiniales; Amoebophryaceae.